Molecule: messenger RNA, 4215 nt
Organism: Zeugodacus cucurbitae (melon fly)
Lineage: Eukaryota; Metazoa; Arthropoda; Insecta; Diptera; Tephritidae
Gene: Klp10A
Product: kinesin-like protein Klp10A
Exons: 5
Coding region: 1069-3330 (753 amino acids)
Biological process (GO): microtubule-based movement
Molecular function (GO): microtubule motor activity; ATP binding; microtubule binding
Source: RefSeq, a predicted model, not a curated record
CCAUUUCAUUUUCCUUCUAUCAUCUGCCAAUAAAAGAUCACAGCUGCUUGAAUAGUUCAUCCGCCCCACAACACAUCUUCCUACUCUUUCUCGCACACAUUUGUCCAUUGACUUUGCAAUGAUUUCCGAUUUCCACUCAAAUCGCUCCAACUGUCAUUUCGCAUACAUAUGCACCUCUUGUUGUUAUUGCUUUUGAAGUUGUUCGUGCACUUUAUUUUUUGUCAGCCAUAACCGUCGCAACAUUUACAGUGACAUCUGGUCAUAAUAAAGUUAAAAAACGUUUGUAAAUUCAGCGAAUAAGGAAAGAAACAAAAAAUAAAAUAACAGCUAUUAUUCAAAGAAUUGCUAAUAAAAAAGAUACGAAUAACGAAUGCCAAUUUGCCGCUUCGAGUCUCGAAUGUCAGUUGAAUUUCGAAUCGGCAGCGAAUUAGUGCGACACCAACAACAAUAGACAGUGCACUAACAAAAAGUUGGGAAAGAAGCAAAUGCGAAAAGAGAACGAACACUGAAAACGAGCAACAAUUCAGCGAGUGAAUAAUUCCGCCGGAUCACCGCGCGCCGCGCAGCUGUUUAUAUCGUCUACGUUGCUGUUGUUUCUUGCUUGAAAAGCCAUACACAACCGCUGCCAAAGAAGCACAGUCGAGCUUAGUGAGUGAGUAAUCGUCACAACGGAAAAAAAUCUUUAGUGAAACCCCCACGCUGAGGUGUUAAAAUCGAAAUAUAAAUCCUGUAGAAACUAUCCAUAAAAAUAUAGAAUUCAGUAAAUAUAUUGGGUAAGAAGACACAAACAAGCAGCUAAAAAAUAUCGGAAAUCGAAUUGAUGUGGUGAGAAGGUAUCAUCAGUAGAUAAGUGCCCUUUCGUUUGCAGUAAUUCAACGCAUACGAAAAAAGAAGAAAAAAUACCAAAAAAAAAAAAAAAAAUAGCUCCACUACAUUGAAAAGUGCACACCACAGCCCAAAAUUGGAAAAAGAAAACAUUAAACGCCGCAAACUAAGCCGUAGAAGCAAUAGCAUUUAAGAUUAGCAGUAGUUGCACAGUCGCAGAAGUGGACAAUCCCAAAUUCCACAAUGGAAUACAUUUCAGUUGGGCAAAGUGUUAAAAUUAAGCGCACAGAUGGCCGUGUGCAUGCCGCAGUAGUGUCGAAAAUUAACGAAUCUGGCAAAUCAAUAACCGUGGAAUGGUACGAACGCGGUGAAACUAAAGGCAAAGAAGUCGAAUUGGACGCUAUACUCUCUUUGAAUCCAGAAAUCCUACAAGAUCCCGAACCGGAACAAAAUGCCGCGCCUGAACCGAAGAAACAAGCGACUGCGCCCAUAAAUCUUGCACGCAAUGCUACACAAGGCGCAAUCGGACAUCGCACCAAUCGAGCCACCAUCAAUGCCACCAGUUUGCUCUCAUCGUCCGCCGUUUCGGAACAUUCGGAGAAUAUACCGCCACCACCAACAACGGGUAUUGUGCGCUCGCGCACCACCAAUAACGCAACGCGUUUGGCCUCAGCUACCGGCAGUGGUGUAGGUAGUGGUGGUGGCGGCAGUGGCAUCGCCAUGAGCACCAGCGCCGGCAAUUCCUCUUCGAUUGCGUCCAGUUCAGUUGCGGGUAAUGUGGGCGCACGGCGUUCCUAUGUUGUUAAAGAAGUUGAACGACUGAAGGAGAAUCGUGAGAAGCGGCGUGCACGUCAAGCAGAAAUCAAAGAGGAGAAAAAUGCGCUCAUGAAUCAAGAUCCAGGCAAUCCGAAUUGGGAGACCGCACAAAUGAUACGUGAAUAUCAAAACACGUUAGAAUUUAAUCCGCUUGUUGACGGCCAAGUAUAUGAGGAUCAUCAAAUCACAGUGUGUGUGCGUAAGCGACCACUCAGCCGCAAAGAGGUAACACGGAAGGAGAUUGACGUUAUUUCGGUGCCGCGUAAGGACACGCUCAUCGUGCAUGAGCCACGCAACAAGGUCGAUUUAACGAAAUUCCUUGAAAAUCAUAAAUUCCGUUUCGAUUACGCAUUCGAUGAUCGCUGCGACAAUGCCAUGGUCUACAAGUACACUGCUAAGCCAUUAGUGCAGACAAUUUUCGAUGGCGGUAUGGCGACAUGUUUCGCCUACGGUCAAACGGGUUCCGGCAAAACGCACACCAUGGGCGGUGAAUUCAAUGGUAAAGUGCAGGACUGCAAGAAUGGUAUUUACGCAAUGGCAGCACGCGAUGUCUUCACUUAUUUGCGAAGUCCGCGUUAUCGUACGCUCAAUUUAGUUGUGUCCGCUAGUUUCUUUGAAAUAUACAGUGGCAAGGUCUUUGAUUUGCUCUCUGACAAGCAAAAAUUACGCGUACUCGAAGAUGGUAAGCAGCAAGUGCAAGUCGUGGGCUUAACUGAGAAGGUUGUCGAUAGCGUCGAAGAAGUGCUCAAACUUAUACAGCAUGGCAAUACGGCGCGUACCUCCGGACAGACGUCGGCCAAUUCAAAUUCAUCGCGUUCGCAUGCCGUUUUCCAGAUUGUCUUGCGUCCGCCGGGUUCAACUAAAAUACACGGCAAAUUCUCAUUUAUCGAUUUGGCUGGCAAUGAACGUGGCGCCGACACAUCAUCUGCCAAUCGACAGACACGUAUGGAGGGCGCUGAAAUUAAUAAAUCACUACUCGCGUUAAAGGAGUGUAUACGUGCAUUGGGUAAACAGUCGGCACACUUGCCUUUCCGUGUUUCGAAAUUGACACAAGUAUUGCGCGAUUCGUUUAUUGGUGAGAAGAGUAAGACGUGCAUGAUAGCGAUGAUAUCGCCCGGUUUGAGUUCAUGCGAACACACGUUAAAUACAUUACGUUAUGCGGAUCGUGUUAAGGAGCUUGUGGUCAAGGAUAUGCCGGAUAUGAUGCGCGAAGGUGAUCCUGAGCAAACCAUAAUGGAGGAGGACGAAGAUCAAAUGGUCGUACAGAAUAAUCGUUCACAUAAUCAUAACAUUAACAACAAUAAUAACAAUAACAAGAACAAUGGACAGAUGUCGGAGAACGAUUUGGCGUUGUUGCGGUCACUAAGUGAACACGACAUGUCAGAUGAGUUGCUUGUGCAACAUGCUGCCAUUUCCGAUUUGCAACAAACCGAAGAAAUGGUGGUGGAUCAACAUCGUUUAGUCAAUGAUUUUCUCUCACAGUUUUUGCCCGAAUCAUUGCGACUGUAUGACCUAACCAAUUAUGUGGAUUAUGAUCAGGAUGCAUACUGUAAACAGGGUGAGGCGCUUUUCACACAACUUGCUGAAUUGGCUACCAGUUGUCGAGACUUAAUGGCCGAUUUUCGUGCUAAAAUGGCCAAAGAGGAGAUGUUAUCGUGCACCGUUAAACCGACCGUCGGCAAGCGUUAAACGACGUACGUGCUUGAUAUGUGGCAAAAUACAUGCACUGUUUAGAAGUGAGGAGAAAAUAAACAGCAACAGCAACAAUAACAAAAGCAAACGCAUCAUAUAUAUAGAUAUAUUAAUAUAAACGAAGACAUUUGUAAGCCUCCUGUAAGCAAGCAUAGCAAUGCUGAAUGGUUAGCAAACAAAGAAUUUAAGAGAAGAAUAAGCAAUUAUGAUGUUUAACAACAACAACAAUAUGUAGGCGCAACAACAAUGGAAAUUAAAUGAUUAUACUUAUAAAAGAUAAACUAUGCAACAACAACAAAAACAAAAAUACUCCUAAAAUCAAUAACGCACCCACAUUAUUACGAUUAUCACAAAACGCGUAAAUGUAAAACAAAACAAAACAAAAACUAUAUUUGUACACCCCAUUCCCAGCGGAAACUAACAAAGAAAUCGUGAUAGGCAUAACAGUAAAUUGUGGUGUUUUGCAAGUAAUAUAACAUAACAUAACAUAAAACGCUCACAACUGCAUACGCAUCAAAAAAUCAUUUCCUGUUGGCUGCAACAGACAUUCAUCGUAAGUUUACUGAUAUUCACCACUCACAGCUGGCUGUCCAAACCAGUUACACAUGCAAACAUACAUACAUCAUAUUAACUUUUUCACCACACAUUCAUCCUACGCGCAUGCUCACUCAUUUCUGCACACAAUCACAACACACACACAUACACAACACACGUCGUGCAUAGCUAUUACAACCAUGCCCAUUUUGGCAACCAUCUACGCGGGAGCUAACUAUAUUUAAUGCUGUUUACGCGUAGACGUUGAUUUAAUGUUGAUGAUAAUGAUGUUGAAGUUGAAUGCUUAUUAUAAUAUUAAUAAUAAUAAUUUUCGUCUUUUACCUUCUA